AUUUCCACUUUAUUUAUAGCCAUUGUUUAUGUCCAAUGGUUGCUAUGGUGAUAAACGCUUAAUGACUACCCAACUGCCCAAUCACAUGCCGUCUUGUCUGUCCGAACUGCUUUAGCCAAUCCGAGCACAGGAGGCGGGACGUCUCGGUAUACGGGUGCGAAAAAAUAACGCACUCCAAAUGGUUAAUUUUUCCCCCCGUAAUAAAUCAAUCAGGGUUUUUGCGAAUGUUUUGCCUACAUUCACAAAGAAGGCUGAAAAGAAACUGCAGGAACCUUCAGCUUCACCUUCACCAUGGGCUCUAAGCGGAGGAGGGCCACCUCCCCGUCCAGCAGCGUGAGCGGUGGAGACUUUGAAGACAGCCAGCCGGGACCGACCUCCUCUUCCAGCCGAAAGAGAAGAAGAACAGCAAAUAUUCCUACGGUUGAUCCUAUUGCAGUGUGUCAUGAACUUUACAACACUAUUAGAGACUAUAAGGAUGAACAGGGCAGGAUGCUGUGUGAACUCUUCAUCAGAGCACCAAAGAGAAGGAAUCAGCCUGAUUACUACGACGUUGUGGCGCAGCCAAUUGACAUGAUGAAGAUCCAGCAGAAGCUGAAGAUGGAGGAGUACGACGAUGUGGAGCAGCUCACGCUCGAUUUCCAGCUCCUCUUCAACAACACUAAGACCUACUACAAGCCCGAAACCCCAGAGUACCGAGCUGCAUGUAAGUUAUGGGACCUUUACAUUCGCACCAAGAAUGAGUUUGUUCAGCGAGGAGACUAUGACGAAGACGACGAUGAUGGUGACGAUACACGAGAAACUCCAGGAGGCGCCAUGGAGGACGAGGCGAGAGCUGCAGCCAGUCUUAAGGAGGUUUUGGAGCAGCUGCUCGACACGGUGUUGAGACACACCGAACACGGACGACUCGUCAGCGAACUCUUCCAGAGACUUCCUUCUAAAAUUCAAUAUCCGGAUUAUUACACUAUUAUCAAAGAGCCAAUAGAUCUCAAGGCCAUUGCACAAAGGAUACAGAUCAGCUACUACAAAAGCGUGAAUCAUAUGUCCAAAGACAUCGACCUGCUGGUCAAAAACGCUAAAACCUACAACGAGCCCGGCUCGCAGGUGUUCAAGGACGCAAACACGAUCAAAAAGAUCUUUUCCCAGAGGAAGAUGGAGCUCGAGCACAUGGAGCCUAUAAAAAGCAGCAUCCGUAUCAGGAACAGAAAAUCUGUGCACGGAGACAGGCUCUCUUCAAUUACCAUGGCUUUACAGUACGGCUCUGAGAGUGAUGAAGACGGCAUUCUCACUGGCUCGGUACAUUAUGAUGAGGGCGAAUCAGAGGCUGAGAGCAUCCACUCCAACAUGGACAUGUCCAAUCCCAUCUUCCAGAUGUAUGAGGCUAUACGAGGAGGCAGAAACAGUCAAGGGCAGCUCAUAGCUGAGCCUUUUCUUCAGCUGCCCUCUAGGAAGGACUACCCAGACUACUUCCAGCAGAUUAGCCAGCCCAUUUCCCUCCAGCAAAUUCGUGAUAAGAUGAAGAAUAACGAAUACGAGAGCGUGGAACAGAUGGACGCUGAUCUGAAUAUGAUGUUUGAAAACGCAAAGCGCUACAACGUCUCCAACUCCCACAUCUACAAACGUGCCCUGAAACUGCAGCACAUUCUUCAGUUGAAAAGAAAAGAGCUAGGAAGAAGAGAGGAUGAGGAUGGUGAUAGUAUGCUGUCCUCUACUCUGUCAGAUGGCAGCACCACCAAACGCAAGAGUUAUAAAAAGAACACGAAGAAGAACCGUUUGAAGUCUCUGUACCAGGUCGUCACCGAGGCUCGAGAAGUCGGCACCGGUCGUAGACUCUGCGACUUAUUCAUGGUCAAACCUUCUAAGAAAGACUAUCCAGACUACUACAAGGUCAUUCUCGAGCCCAUGGACCUGCGCACUAUAGAACACAACAUCCGCACGGAUAGAUACGCCAACGAGGACACCAUGCUGGAGGACAUGAAGCUGAUGUUCCGCAACGCGAGACACUACAAUGAAGAAGGAUCACAGGUGUAUAAUGAUGCUAACACUCUGGAAAAGAUUAUGAAGGAGAAAAAGCGAGAACUCGGGCCUGCUCCAGAAGAGGAGGACAUCAUCUCCCCAAAGCUCAAAAUAAGAAAGAGUGGGAUCUCUCCAAAGAAGUCCAAAUACCUGACGCCACUGCAGCAGAAGCUGAACGAGCUCUACGAGGCGGUAAAGAACUACACAGACAAGCGAGGCCGUCGGCUCAGCACCAUCUUCCUGCGCCUGCCAUCCCGAGCUGAACUGCCGGACUACUAUCUGGCCAUUAAGAGGCCUAUAGACAUGGAGCGGAUCAAAAGCCACAUGCUGGCCAACAAGUACCAGGACGUGGAUGCUCUGGUGGAGGACCUUGUGCUGAUGUUUAACAACGCUUGUACCUAUAACGAACCCGAGUCGCUCAUCUAUAAAGAUGCUCUGGUGCUUCACAAGGUACUUUUGGAGACCAGGAGGGACUUGGAAGGAGGCGACGACUCUAAUGUCCCAGACGUACCUCGCCUCAUCCAGGACCUGAUUCGCAGCCUCUUCUUUUCAGUUCUGGGUCACCAGGACGACGAAGGUCGUUGCUAUAGUGACUCGCUGGCCGAGGUCGCAGCCGAGGACCCGGCAAAUCCCGACAGGCCUCGACUGAACUUCGAGAUCAUAAGGGCAAACGUAGAGAAAGGGCGCUACAAGAGGUUAGACGUCUUCCAGGACCACAUGUUUGAAGUGCUAGAGAAAGCCAGGAGAAUGCAUAGGACGGACUCCGAGAUCUUUGAGGAUGCGGUGGAGCUGCAGCACUUCUUCAUCCGGAUCAGAGAUGAACUGUGUAAGAACGGAGAGAUCCUGCUCACCCCGGCGCUCAGCUACACUUCCAAACACCUGCACAGUGAUGUGGAGAAAGAAAAGAAAGAGAAGCUGCCCAGAGAGUUUGAAGAAGACAAGCUCAAAAGGGAGGAGGAGAAAAAAGAAGCAGAGAAAAGUGAGGAAUCAUCUGCCGGGACUUGGCAAGGAGGCCUCCAGCGCACCUACAGCCAGGACUGCAGUUUUCGUGAUAGAAUGUAUCACGUAGGGGAUUACGUCUACGUAGAGCCUGCUGAAGCGAACCUCCAGCCUCACAUCGUCUGCAUAGAGCGCCUCUGGCAGGAUGACACAGGAGAGAAAUGGCUUUAUGGCUGCUGGUUUUACAGACCCAAUGAGACUUUCCAUCUCGCCACACGCAAAUUUCUGGAGAAGGAAGUCUUUAAAAGUGACUACUACAAUAAAAUUCCUGUUAACAAAAUUCUGGGAAAAUGUGUUGUAAUGUUUGUUAAGGAAUACUUCAAGCUCAGCCCCGAGGGUUUUAGACCCGAGGACGUGUUUGUCUGUGAGUCCCGUUACUCAGCCAAAACCAAAUCGUUCAAAAAGAUCAAGAUGUGGACCAUGCCCCUGAGCUCGGUCAAGUUUGUCCCUCGUGACGUGCCCUUACCUGUUGUCCGGGUGGCCUCUAUGUUUGCUCCGAAACCCGAAAGUGAGAAAGCUGCCGAGCCGACAGAGGACAACAAAAUUGUGGCCGCGAUUAUUGAUAAGGAGAGGGAGGACGUUCCCGUGGAAAUGAGCAACGGCGAGCCGGGCUGUCAAUAUUACGAUCAGCUCUGCUACAACGACAUGUGGCUGAAAGUGGGAGACUGCGUCUACAUCCGUUCCCAUGGCCUAGUGCGCCACCGUGUGGGCAGGAUUGAGAAAAUGUGGGUGCGGGAUGGGGCCGCCUACUUUUUCGGGCCCAUCUUCAUCUAUCCUGAGGAGACCGAACAUGAGCCCACCAAGAUGUUCUAUAAAAAGGAGGUGUUUCUAAGCAACCUGGAGGAGACCUGCCCCAUGACCUGCAUUACUGGAAAGUGCACAGUGUCCUCAUUCAAAGACUACCUUUCGUGCCGUCCGACCGAAGUGCCUGAAGAUGACGUGUUGCUGUGUGAGAGUCGUUACAUUGAGAGCGAAAAGCAGAUGAAGAAGUUUAAAGGGUUGAAGCGAUUCUCCCUUUCUGCCAAAGUAGUCGAGGAUGAAAUCUAUUAUUUUAGGAAGCUGAUUGUGCCUCAGAAGGAACCAUCUCCUCUGCUGGACAAGAAGAUCGAGGAGCUGGAGGCCAAAUUUGCCGAAAUGACAGACGAAGAGUUGGAAGACCUGGGUGAGGACGAUGGGGACGGCUUGGACGGACAGGGAAUGUCUCAGCUCCAGGCGCCACUACACAGCGAUCUGGACAUGUUGUCCUACACGCCGAUACAGUCCACACCAAAAUCCUUUAAGGGCCUGUCGAAGAAGGAGGGCGCGAAGAGGAAGAUCAACAUGAGCGGCUACAUCCUGUUCAGCAGCGAGAUGCGGGCAGUGAUCAAGGCCCAGCACCCGGAUUUCUCUUUCGGCGAGCUCAGCCGUCUCGUGGGCACCGAGUGGAGAAAUCUGGAGUCGGCCAAGAAAGCAGAGUAUGAAGAGAGAGCAGCCAAAGUGGCGGAGCAGCAGGAGCGUGAGAGAGCGGCUCAGCAGCAGAACUCCCCGAGAGCAGGUACCCCAGUAGGGGCGCUCAUGGGGGUAGUUCCCCCUCCGAGCCCUAUGGGGAUGCUUAACCACAGCAUGACUCCUAUGGCAGGCAUGAUGGGUAGCUUUCUUCGGCCACCCAUGCUGCCGCUGCCAGGUCCAGUUAAUGGCAUUGUUAGCAUGGCUGGCAUACCGCCGCAUUUCCUGCCUGUCUUACACCGCUAUCUCCCUCCGGGCAUGUAUGGCUUCCCUGGCAUGCGCUACCCGGGUAUGAAUGGAAUGGGCCCUGGAUCUGCAGCGAACUCCUAUGGAGCCCAGGCAGGGAUGCUUGGUGCCAAUCAACAGGCCCCGCCCCCUUACCCAGGACAAGGGCAGGUGGGCCAACCCUCCCUCCAGCAGCCCUCCACCCCAAUAUUCGUGGCUCCUCCACCGAAACCACAACGGCUCCUCCACUCUGAGGCCUACCUGAGGUACAUAGAGGGGCUCAACGCAGAGUCGUCUACGGUCAGCAAAUGGGACCAGACGCUGUCCGCUCGAAGAAAAGACGUCCGCCUCACGAAAGAACAGGAGAGCAGACUUCCGUCUCACUGGCUGAAGAGCAAAGGGGCACACACCACCAUGGCCGAUGCCUUGUGGCGCCUGAGAGACCUCAUGUUAAGAGAUACACUAAACAUCAGACAAACCUACAAUGUCCAGAACAUCUAAACCAGCACCGGAGUGCCACAGCGGCGCCUCCUAACAGAUCCGAUUCAACUCAUCGGGUUUAACUGGAUGACUUCAGUCAGGGGGCUUCACGUUAAGAAAACACUGAACUGUGGCACUCUGAGAUCUGACACGAUCCGUUAUAACGAUUCAUUCCUGUUCAUCGGCUAACACAAGAGUCACCUUUAGAGUCUGAAUGUGUUGUUUUGUAAAACGUAGUCCUUUGUGUUCGUGUGUGUGUGUGAUUUGACUCCUAGCACUUUGAACGAAUUUGUGUUUUAGUUCGUUAUUAAAUGUUGCUCUAAGAUAGAGAUUUUCAUGAAAUCUUCUACGAUUGUUGAUGCCUUCAUUUUCCAUGCGCCAUUUCUAAGAUAGAGAGACUUUCAUACAGUGUUGUGAAACAGUCGUUCGAUGACUUUGUUUAUUUUAAGACCUUGUCCUUGGUUAGGAAAGUAAAACCGUCUUAUUGUUGCCUGUAAGCAUUUUGAAACGCAGCUUUAGUUCAGUAAAGUGGUUUCCUACCAGAAGUAGGUGUUUUUUUUUUUUUUCAUGAGGUGUGGUUUUCUUAUAUUUUCAUUUAGAUGAACUUUAAAGAAUUUCAUAGAACAAUAUCAUUUGCUGCUGAGCCAGUGCUUCAAUAAACUGCCAU
Molecule: messenger RNA, 5869 nt
Organism: Hemibagrus wyckioides
Lineage: Eukaryota; Metazoa; Chordata; Actinopteri; Siluriformes; Bagridae
Gene: pbrm1
Product: polybromo 1
Exons: 30
Coding region: 292-5223 (1643 amino acids)
Biological process (GO): chromatin remodeling
Cellular component (GO): RSC-type complex
Molecular function (GO): protein binding; chromatin binding
Source: RefSeq, a predicted model, not a curated record